Messenger RNA from Emiliania huxleyi CCMP1516, 609 nucleotides. RefSeq lists its product as hypothetical. The transcript has a single exon. The annotation marks the transcript as partial. Gene Ontology annotation, cellular component: membrane; endomembrane system. The record is from RefSeq and is a predicted model, not a curated record. Lineage: Eukaryota; Haptophyta; Isochrysidales; Noelaerhabdaceae.
CUACGCGAGCUGCUCUCCGAGAAGCGCCUCUACCGCUUCGCGCUGAUGCAGCUGAUCGGGCUGCUGCACGUCGUCUUUGACGCGCUCGCCUUCCGGAACGACGUCGGCUUCUGGAAGGGGCGGGAGGACCUGAGGGGCCUGUCCUCGCGCGGCGUCAUCUUCAACGCGGGCUCCACGCUCGUCAUCUUCCUCUACCUGCUCGACGGCGACGGCGUCAACUCGAUCGUCCUCGCUACCUACGCCUUCUCCACCGCCCUCGAGCUUUGGAAGCUGACCAAGGUGGUUGCGAUGCGGCGGCGGGCGCGCGGCGCGGCCGCCGGCGCCGGCGGCGAGGGCGCGCGCGCCGAGGCGGCGACGGAGCGGUUCGACGAGGUUGCGACGCGGCACUUGACGUGGGGACUCGCGCCGCUGGUCGUCGGCUGGGCGCUGUACGCGCUGCUCCACUACCCGCACGCGUCGUGGCGCGCCGCUUCCCCGCCGUCCUCCCGCCAGCCCCGCCUCCGAGGGGGCGAGUCACCCACCCUUGGAUUCUGCACCCUCUUGUCAGGUACAGCUGGCUGCUCGGCUCGCUGGCCGACGCGAUCUACCUCUUCGGCUUCAUCGCGAUGA